Molecule: messenger RNA, 3936 nt
Organism: Cylindrotheca closterium
Lineage: Eukaryota; Bacillariophyta; Bacillariophyceae; Bacillariales; Bacillariaceae
Source: the annotation of a GenBank genome assembly
AUGGCACCGGAGGCUGCUAGUCUUCCGGCCAUUGCUAGAAGGGCGUCCUCCAAACAAAAUCGCGUCAAUUUUGGUGGAGAUGAAGGACUCUCCCGAUUUAGUAUUGACAGUGUGAGUAUGGCGGAAGGCAGUGACAAUGGGAGUGCUCCAAACGACAGUGGACCCUCUCGCUCCGGUCCCUCCAAUCUGUUAGCGGCCUCUCAAGACACAUUUACCAAACAAGAAACCAAAGCCGUCAAUUCUGUCAAGACUGUUGUCUAUUUGAUAUUGUUCUUAUCAGCUGUGGGAUUCGCUGUUGGAACUUACUUUUUGGUGGAGCAAGAGCAAUCCCAAGCCUACAAAUCCGACUUUUAUUCAUUGACGGACAUGGUGGCCAUGGACAUUCAACUGAAAAUCAGAAAUGCGGUCACUCAAUUGCAAACGACCUCAUCUUCCAUCACUUCCCUUGUGACUAAAACCGAUUCCAUGGUCACACUUCCUCAAUUUGAUCGAAGAAUGCAAGAUUAUGGAAACACUACCGCCAUGGUCUUGUAUGCUCCUUUGAUUACUCAAAAUGAUAAGAUUCGUUGGGAAUCCUAUGCCAAAUCCAAUCAAGAUUGGAUUGAUAAAUCCCUGGAACAACGAGGAUGGACCGCUACCACUUCAGAGAUUCCCCCCACCAUUCAAUCACUAAACUCGACCUCCAUCUUUCAAGAUCGUUUUGCCCCCAUUUGGCAAAUGUCGCCCGUUCCUACAGAUCGCUCCAUCAUCAACAACGAUUUGCUGUCGCUCGCGGCGGUGGCCAGUUUGUUAAAACGACUCGAUGAGAGUGCUGCCACAAAAAAGGCGGAAAUGUCAGGUCUCGAAGAUGUCACGGCACUACUUGCCUUCUCGAAUGAGUUUGAUGCCUUGACCGAUGAGGCCGACCAAAGUCCUACCAGUCUUUUGGCAGUGCCAGUCUAUGAGGAUUUCACCUCUUCGACCAUUGUUGGUUAUGUGGUGGGUGUCUUUCAGUGGAAUACCAUGGUGACCUAUCCAUUGGAAGAUGCGGAAGGCCCCAUUAUGGUGGCCAUUAGCCAGAGCUGUGGACCCAGCUUUUCCUACAGGGUCGAUGCUUCCGGACCCUCCUUUUUGGGCACUGGAUCCAUGAGCCAUGACGCUGAUUUGGAAAAUGAGUACCCACUCUUUUCCUCGUGUGAUUACGCAGUCAAGGUGUCGUCUUCCGAGGCCUUCAAGGACUCCUAUCAAGACUCGGCUCCUCUCGUCUCGGCCUUUUUGGUAUUUAUCCUCUUUUUGUUCAUCAUGAGCGUCUUUUUCAUGUACGAUUGCAUUGUCCAACGUCGUCAAAAGAAACUCUUGAUGACGGCCCAACGUACCAACGCUGUGGUGUCGAGUCUCUUCCCCGAAGACGUUCAACGUCGUAUCAUGCAAGAAGCCGAAGCUAACGAAAAGAAGGAACAACGCAUGACGGUAACCAACAAGAUGAAGGAAUUUCUACAAGAUACCAAUGAACAGCCAAACAACUCCAAAAAGGCUACGGAACUCCGUGGAAAGCCAAUUGCCGAUUUCUUUCCCGAAGCGACCGUCAUGUUUGCCGAUCUCGUCGGUUUUACGGCCUGGUCCAGUAUGCGAGAACCGACUCAAGUGUUUACGCUCCUGGAAACCGUGUACAAUGCCUUUGAUGAAAUUGCUCGAAGACGACGCGUCUUCAAGGUCGAAACCGUUGGAGAUUGUUAUGUGGCCGUUUCCGGUUUGCCCGAUCCAUGUGUCGACCAUGCCUUGGUCAUGGCUCGGUUUGCCAGUGAUUGCCGAAUUCGAAUGAACGAUUUGGUCAAGGAACUAGAGGUUAGCUUGGGUCCUGAUACUACCGAACUCGCCAUGAGAUUUGGAUUGCAUUCGGGGCCAGUGACUGCUGGUGUGCUUCGUGGUGACAAGGCUCGUUUCCAAUUGUUUGGAGAUACCAUGAACACAACCUCGCGCAUCGAGUCUACUGGAAAACGCGACCGGAUUCAUAUUUCUCAAGAGACUGCAGAUUAUCUAAUCAAGGCUGGAAAGACUCACUGGCUCAAGCUUAGAGAAGACAAGGUGACUGCAAAAGGCAAGGGAGAACUCACUACCUACUGGCUCGCCAUCAACAAACUUCGUGGUGGUGGCAAGGACAUGGCCAACGGCAGUCAGUCUUCGGAAUGGUCCUUGGGCGACUCAGAUCAUCAUCAGGGUGCUGGCGCCGAAGCCACGAGCACCACGUCCGACGACGAAGACAAGCUCACCGAAAAGCACCGCCGUUUGGUCAACUGGAUUACCAACGAGAUGGCCGAAAUUUUGCGUCAACUCGAAGUGUCCCGUAUCGGAAGAGAAGAUUACAAGUCGUUGGUGGAUUUGGAACAACUCUCUGUCAUGAGAGAGGCUGGCAAGAAUCCACUCGACGAAGUUAUUGAAAUUAUUACAUUGCCCCGGUACAGUGCCCAAUCCAGAGCUACUUCGGACGAAUUGGAGCGAGAGAAUUACAUGUUGCCCAAAUUUGUUAUUGACGAACUACGAAGUUAUGUCUCCACCUUGGCUGGAAUGUACUUGGAGAAUCCAUUCCACAACUUUGAGCAUGCCAGUCACGUAACAAUGUCUGUGGUCAAGCUGAUGUCCCGUAUUGUUGCCCCCAAUAUCCAGAUUGAAGAUGAUGACAUUGAAGCUGCUCUUCACGACAAGACCUAUGGUAUCACUUCUGAUCCAUUGACUCAAUUCGCUGUCGUCCUUUCCGCCUUGGUUCACGAUGUUGAUCACCCUGGUGUGCCCAACUCACAGUUGACCAAGGAGGGAACUCGUCUGGCCGAACUCUACCGAGACAAGUCAGUUGCCGAACAAAACUCGGUCGACUUGGCCUGGACCCUGCUCAUGGAAGGAAACUUCAAGAAUCUACGAAAAACGAUCUACCAUACAGAAGAUGAAUUCAAGCGAUUCCGAGCUCUUCUCGUCAACACCGUUCUGGCUACAGAUAUUAUGGACAAGGAACUCGGUUCCUUGCGUAAGGCCCGAUGGAACAAGGCCUUUAACGAAGAGGUUGUGGAAGAUCAAAUAACAUCUGUCAAUCGCAAGGCUACCAUUGUUAUUGAGCAUAUUAUCCAAGCUUCCGAUAUUGCGCACACGAUGCAGCAUUGGCACAUUUACCGAAAAUGGAACAGUCGAUUGUUUGAAGAAAUGUACAAGGCUUACACUGAAGGACGCGCCGCGAAGAAUCCUGCCCAAACGUGGUACGAGGGCGAGAUUGGUUUCUUUGACUUUUACAUCAUUCCAUUGGCCAAGAAGUUGAAGGAUUGUGGUGUGUUUGGUGUUUCCAGUGACGAAUAUCUGAACUACGCCAUGCAAAACAGAAGAGAAUGGGAACUUCACGGGGAAAAGGUUGUUGCUGGUAUGGUCGAGUCCAUUCGUAUGAAGACAUCGUCAAAUUACCGCAAGCCUGCAUUGGCUGCCGAUGGCCAUGCCAAUGUGAAUAUUGACCAGCUCAAUUUGAGACAGAUUCCAACGGAGAUUUCUACAGUUCCAAUGACCGAGUUGCCACCAGCAUUGGAUGUUCUCUUUGCCGAUGGUUCGGACACGACUUGCUUUCAAUUUGCUCGUUCGGUUGCCAAGAUUGCUCCCAAGUGGAAUGUCAAGUUUGCCAACAGUGGAGCAAAGGCAGUCCAAAUUGCUACUCAACCCAACACCAAGUUCGAUCUUAUCUUUAUUGAUCAAUACUUUGUGAGUGAUGACAGUGAAGUCUUGGGAACGGACGCCGUCAUUGAAAUGCGCAACACUGGAAUUCGUGGACGAAUCUGUGGUAUGUCGGCCAACGAUCACGAAAACAUUUUCGACGAUGCGGGAGCCGACUCCUUCAUGUUCAAGCCUCUUCCACAGAAUCCAGAGGCACUGAAACAAGAUCUGCUGCGUAUCUUGAAUGGAGGUGACGAGGAUGAUAUGAUUUAA